Messenger RNA from Elgaria multicarinata webbii, 1631 nucleotides. It is a transcript of the gene FBXL7, whose product is annotated as F-box and leucine rich repeat protein 7. The transcript has 4 exons. Gene Ontology annotation, biological process: SCF-dependent proteasomal ubiquitin-dependent protein catabolic process. NCBI's taxonomy places the organism in Eukaryota, Metazoa, Chordata, Lepidosauria, Squamata, Anguidae. Gene Ontology annotation, cellular component: SCF ubiquitin ligase complex. Bases 42 to 1517 code for a protein of 491 amino acids. The record is from RefSeq and is a predicted model, not a curated record. Gene Ontology annotation, molecular function: protein binding.
GGUGGGUGUUGGGAGGAGGACGAGAGCAUGAAGCCUGCAGGAUGGGAGCGAACAAUGGCAAACAGUACGGCAGUGACGGUAAAGGCAGCUCAAGCAUCUCAUCCGACGUGAGUUCCAGUACAGAUCACACACCAACAAGAACACAAAAAAAUGCCGCGACCAGUGAAGAUUCCGACCUGAGCAUGCGCACCCUCAGCACGCCCAGCCCAGCCUUAAUAUGCCCGCCCAACUCAAAUAGUUUGCAGAAUGGCAGAGGAUCUUCCACAUCUUCCUCUUCCAUCACUGGGGAGACCAUUGCGAUGGUUCACUCGCCUCCUCCAACCCGCCUCACCCAUCCUCUCAUCCGGUCGGCCUCCCGGCUUCAGAAGGAACAGGCGAAUAUCAACCGGCUCACAGACCAUUCAAUGAUCCAGGUCUUCUCUUUUUUGCCCACCAACCAGCUGUGCCGUUGUGCCCGCGUGUGCCGCCGCUGGUAUAAUCUCGCUUGGGACCCGCGGCUUUGGAGGACUAUUCGCCUGAUGGGCGAAACAGUCAAUGUGGACCGGGCUCUGAAGGUGCUGACUCGGCGACUUUGCCAGGACACCCCGAACGUCUGUCUCAUGUUGGAGACAGUAAUUGUUAGUGGCUGCAGGCGGCUCACAGACAGAGGACUCUAUACCAUUGCUCAAUGCUGCCCAGAACUGAGACAGUUGGAGGUGUCAGGUUGCUACAAUAUUUCCAACGAGGCAGUGUUUGAUGUGGUGUCACUGUGUCCAAACCUGGAGCACUUGGAUGUAUCAGGUUGCUCCAAAGUGACUUGCAUCAGUUUAACCCGUGAAGCUUCCAUCAAAUUGUCUCCGUUACACGGGAAACAGAUUUCUAUCCGCUACCUGGACAUGAGUGACUGCUUUGUCCUUGAGGAUGAAGGGCUGCACACCAUUGCCGCCCACUGCACUCAGUUGACGCACCUCUACCUGCGUCGCUGCAUCCGCAUCACCGACGAAGGCCUCCGAUACCUGAUGAUUUACUGCACGACCAUCCGGGAGCUGAGCGUGAGCGACUGCCGAUUUGUCAGCGACUUCGGCCUGCGGGAGAUCGCCAAGCUGGAGUCCCGCUUGCGGUACCUCAGCAUCGCCCACUGCGCCCGCAUCACCGACGUGGGCAUCCGUUACAUCACCAAGUACUGCAGCAAGUUGCGCUACCUCAACGCGCGGGGCUGUGAGGGCAUCACGGACCAUGGAGCAGAGUACCUUGCCAAAAAUUGCACAAAACUCAAGUCGCUAGACAUUGGGAAAUGCCCGCUGGUCUCUGACGCCGGCUUGGAGUUUCUGGCUCUGAACUGCUUCAACUUGAAGCGGCUGAGCCUGAAGUCGUGCGAGAGCAUCACCGGGCAAGGCCUGCAGAUUGUCGCAGCCAACUGCUUUGACCUGCAGAUGCUGAAUGUGCAGGACUGCGAGAUCUCGGUGGAAGCUCUCCGGUUUGUCAAACGCCAUUGCAAGCGCUGCAUUAUAGAGCACACCAAUCCCGCCUUCUUCUGAAGGGACUCCUCACCCUCAUUGGUGAAAGCAAUGUGUUUGAAAUGUUUGUACGUACAUGCCCACGGACUGCCCAUCUAUGGCAACUCUGCCUUCUUUGUGCCAGAGCUAGGAAAC